Molecule: messenger RNA, 756 nt
Organism: Aspergillus mulundensis
Lineage: Eukaryota; Fungi; Ascomycota; Eurotiomycetes; Eurotiales; Aspergillaceae
Exons: 3
Coding region: 1-756 (251 amino acids)
Source: RefSeq, a predicted model, not a curated record
AUGCCUCUUCACCUUCUCGGGAAGAAGUCAUGGAACGUCUAUAAUCCAGAAAAUAUCGCGCGCGUCCGAGGAGAUGAAGCGCAAGCCAAGGCGCAGGAGGAGGAAGAUGAGCGUCGUAUGCAAGAAGUCGACGCCGAGCGACGAAUCCAAAUACUCCGCGGUGAACGACCCCCCACCCCUCCGCCGCCGGAACAUACAUCGCGAACAGAAAGGCAAUCCCAUGCCGAUUACACGAGAGGUCAUAGAAAGCGGAGGCGCUUAGCUGGCGAGAACGAUACAGAUCGCGAUAUCAGGUUUGCUAGAGAGGACGCGGAGCUUGCGCUGGCGAAACGCGAUGAACUGAUACAUGCUCGAACAAGCAAACACGACGCGCCGCUCUACGAUAGCGAUGGACACAUCAACCUCUUUCCUGACGAACAGCCUCAUAAGCGUGCGGAGAAGAAUCCCGAGGCUGUAAAGGAGGUCGCGGAUAAGCAGCGGAGCUAUGAAGAUCAAUACACGAUGCGGUUUUCCAAUGCAGCCGGAUUCCGUCAAGAUGUCGGCAAGGACCCCUGGUACUCGUCUUCGCGUGGUGAUGGCUUAUAUCCUGAGGCGAUGCCUAAUAAAGAUGUCUGGGGUAAUGAGGAUCCUUUGAGGCAGGAAAGGGAGAAAGCACGCAUGGACCUCAACGAUCCUCUCGCGGCGAUGAAGAAAGGCAUCCUCUGCGGAGAAUGCCCGGUCGCACCGCCGUGGGAGGCAGUCCCAGUCGAGGGAUAG